CACCCUCCAGCCCUUUGUUGUUGUUCUCACGCUAACAUGCGAGAUCCGUAGACCCGACUCACUGCGCGGUCACAUCCCGCCCCGACUUCCCCUCUGCCAGCGGCCUGCUGCUUUGAGAUGAGGAGAAGAUGUCGGUGUCGGGGCUGAAGGCCGAAUUGAAGUUUCUUGAGUCCAUUUUUGACCCAAACCACGAACGAUUCAGAAUAAUAGACUGGAAACCCGAUGAACUGAGUUGCCAAUUCAACGUAACAGGAGAGAAGCUGCUGAUCAUUCACUGCAACAUCACGGAAUCAUAUCCCUCAACACCGCCAAUAUGGUUUGUUGACUCUGAUGAUCCCAGUCUGGCUGAAGUGUUGGAGCGCUUGGAGGAUGUGAGGAAAGGCAGCACAUUGCUCCUUCAGCAGUUGAAGCGCCUCAUUUGUGACCUCUGUCGCCUUUACAACCUGCCACAGCAUCCAGAUGUAGAAAUGCUCGACCAGCCUCUGCCUGCUGGCCCAAUCACCCAUGAGAGAAAGCAUGGCCCAUCAGAUGAAGUGACGUCAGAAGAGGAGGAAGAGGAAGAAAUGGGAGAGCAGGACAUUGACCUGGACCAAGAUCUGGACCAUUACGACAUGAAAGAAGAGGAGCCAGUGGAUGGUAAAAAGUCAGAGGACGAUGGGAUAGAAAAAGAAAACCUGGCAAUCUUGGAGAAGAUUCGUAAAAACCAGAGACAGGAUCACUUGAAUGGUGCAGUGUCAGGCUCUGUGCAAGCCUCAGACCGCCUAAUGAAGGAACUCAGGGAGAUCUACAGAUCACAGAGCUACAAGACAGGUAUUUAUUCAGUCGAACUAGUCGGUGACAGCCUUUAUGAAUGGCAUGUCAAGUUAAGGACGGUAGACCCAGAUAGUCCAUUACAUAGUGACUUGCAGGUCUUAAAAGAAAAGGAAGGAGUGGACUACAUUCUGCUCAAUUUCUCGUAUAAAGAUAAUUUUCCUUUUGACCCACCGUUUGUACGGGUUGUCUCACCUGUGCUCUCCGGAGGUUAUGUUCUAGGAGGAGGGGCCUUGUGCAUGGAGCUUCUCACAAAACAGGGCUGGAGCAGUGCCUAUUCCAUAGAAUCUGUCAUUAUGCAGAUAAAUGCAACUCUGGUGAAAGGAAAAGCCAGGGUGCAGUUUGGAGCCAAUAAGAACCAGUACAAUCUUGCCAGAGCACAACAGUCAUACAAAUCCCUUGUGCAGAUUCAUGAAAAGAAUGGCUGGUACACACCACCCAAAGAGGAUGGAUAAACAGAGCUACUACCACUAUGCACUGAGAACAUGUCUUUGGGUCAAAGUAUCUUGUUUUCUUUGGAAUAUUUCCCCCCCUCUGACUUAUCUGGGGAUAUAUCAUCUUUAGUGCGGAAACCAUCUUGUUGGCUCAUCUGACAGGUAUUCCUCCACCCCCCCACCCCCUGCUUCGGGAAAAGACUUUAUAUUCUGGUAUCACUCGGCUUCUCCCCUCAGUGUUUUAGUGAGGAGGAUGAUGUGAGGGAAUCACUCGUCCUGUUUUCUAAACAUGCUCAUUUGUCUUUUAAAAAAAAGAACUUUCUCCCUUUAAGUGAGGGGAAAUGCUUUUUCUUUUAGCUGCUUUGACAAAGUGGGCUUCACAAACUGUCAGUUACCCCUCUUUAAAUGGAACAUUUUAAAAGAAGAUUGAUAUAGAAGCUCUUUGAGAGGCAUAUCGCUGCACCUGUUUUUAUUAACCAUAAUCUCUUAUCUUAUUUUUCCCUGUUUCUUUUGGAAGUUAACUGGUACACAAAAUUAAGUGUUGUUUUAGAAGUUUUCCCUUUUUUUUUCUUUUUUUUUUUAUUUUAUUUCAUCCUCCAAGAAAAUUAAUGAGCCAAUUUUAAUUUUUUGGACACUUCUCUUUCAAAAUGAGGAGCCCUACUACCAGUCUCUCUCUUUUAGUCCUUACUGACUGUUAAAGUGGUGUGAAGAAUUUUGGGCCAAGCAGAAUCCGUGUGCUACAUUUUGUGGUGAUUCAUCUUAAAACAGGGUCAAAGGACAUCAAAUAAGAGGAUGAGUGGAUGUUUUUUCCUCCAGAGGAUAAUACGAUGAGUGUUGUGGCAUCAUUUUUGGAGGCUGGAAUAGACCUAAUGUUAAAGCUCUUUUUGCCUUUUACUUCAGUUAACACAUCUGUCCAGCAGGUACUCAGUUUGACUCUCGGUCUCUCAGCUGGCGAUAGCUGCAGAGCUCGCUGGUAGAUCAGAUGCUAAAAAACAAAGCCGUUUGUUUGCAGAGAGAUCAGCAUGUGGCACUAGAGCCUUGACUCAACUGCUCUGAAAAAAAGAACAUAGCUGGAUUUGAUGGUGGAUGACUUUGAUGAAGCAGAACUGUGAUGGGAUUAAAUGAAGGGUGUUAGAGUGUGAUUUAUUUUCUUCAUCAUUCCUCACGGGUUUGCGGCAAAACAUGUUUAGUCAAAUAUUCAAGACAUUUACUGAUUGUUGAAGUUUCCCCGUGCCCAGUUUGGAUUUCAGACUGUUACCAUGUUACAUGACGUCACACAGCUGAACUUAACUCCCUUAGUUGUCCCUAUCAGCUACUAAACGCCACGCACAGAGCUUCCUUUGCCACAACAAUACACUUCAGACGUGUUUCGGAUUGUUGCAAAAAGGAUGCGUUCAAUGAAGAGAGAACUUACCUGAAACACUCUUUUAUUUUGACUUCAAUAACGCAAUAUACUGUAGUACGUCAUCAGUAGUGCAGAUCCCCAUACUACAGGACACACACUGUAUUGAUCAAUCUGUUGGCUCUUUUGCAGUUUAUCUGUUAACACUGUCUGCAAAAGUAUGUUUGAAUGGCAACUCAGGUAACAAACAAUACUUAGAAGGGGGAUCUGAACAUGCACAUUUGGUGUUUGGGGGUAUUUUCUUGGAUAUAUCAACACUGUUCCGCGAGUAAUUUAGGGUGUUUACCCGCUGAUCUGAUGUCAAAGAAAACAUAGAGCUUUAUGAUAAUAUGGCCACAUGUUUGAUCUAAAUCAAACCAUGCAGGAGGCAGGACAUUAACAAUAAGGAGGCCAUUUUAAUAGUACUGCAGAAGCAUGAUGACCAUCCAAGCUAACUGCUCAUUGAUACAAACUGCUGUCGUUUUUUGGCUUCUGCUGAAAAGUUCUCAGUGUGUGAUCUUUAAAAUAUUUCUGAUAAACAACUUUGCACAACUGGCAAUAAUGUGCCUGGAGAGGUCAAAUCUAACACACAUUCUUAGCUGAAUAUUUAAUCAGGAAAGAUGUUUUUGUUUUUGUUUUUUCCUUAGCACACCGCUUCACAUCUUGUUGUUACAUGUCUGUUACAGUUGAGGGGGUGGAGUUAUCAGGUUGUCCUCACCUCUAAGUCAGUCUGUGUUGUUUAGCUGUACAGGGGAGUUUUUUUUAAUUACUUUUUUUAGUUUUAAGAAACAACUCCCCCUCCCGCUUCGUAGCCUGUCUGCCUGUGUGAUUCCCUCCCUGAAAAAAAUGCCAAACUCCGCUCAGAGGGGACGUUAAGAGAUGAUUACAUUUUAAGGUGAUGCCGUGAUGAACAGACUUGCACGCUUCUCUUUCUGGACUGUGAGUUGAAAAAAAGCUUCAUUUAUCUCAACUGUUGUUUCAUUAUCUGGCACCAGCUAACAGAUGAUCAGGUCUGGCGCCCUUGGCUCAUGUUGGUUUUGUUUUAUUUUUCAUUUUCCAUUUGAAGAAAUUUUGACCAUGUACAGUAAUUUGUAAACUUGCAUCAAGUUUAUGAAUAAAGAAUUUUAAGAUUA
This is a messenger RNA of Notolabrus celidotus (New Zealand spotty), 3758 nucleotides long. RefSeq names its product ubiquitin-conjugating enzyme E2 Q2-like. The transcript has 13 exons. Lineage: Eukaryota; Metazoa; Chordata; Actinopteri; Labriformes; Labridae. Bases 129 to 1265 code for a protein of 378 amino acids. The record is from RefSeq and is a predicted model, not a curated record.